AUGAAAGAAAAGCAUGACAAAUAUGAGCAGCUGCUCGCCAAGGUGGACUGGCAUGCACCACACCCACCGAAAGGCUAUCAAUACGGUGCCGGUCGCGGGGCGAAGGGCUUCGUCACAACAGCCGAGCUCACCACCGGCGUCAACACGAUGACAAAGAUGACGCCAGACGAGAGUGAUUUCUUCGCCGCAAUGGAGCGUCUGGAGGAGCGCACACGGAAACUAAGGCGCGCAGACGACGGGGCAGCAGCGAGCCUGGCCGGCGGGCGCCACACCAGCACGGUGCCGAGCAGCAGUGCAGACGGCAGCGCUCCGGCGAAGGUGAAGCUCUCGCUGGAGGACCUUGCCACGCUCGAAGCCGUGUCCUCUGCCAGUGCCGCAGAGUCAACCACCACUGUAGGCUCACAGAGCGCCACCUCAGGGCCCCCACCAUCUGGGCUGUUGACAACAGCGAACCUGCUACCAUCAGCGUCUGCCCCAGGUACCUCAAUCCCGCUAGUGGUGCGCAGCGCUCGGACGGAAGAGGGCGAGGCUGCCGAGGAGCACGUCUUUGCUGAGGAGCGUGUUCUCACCGCCUACGACGUUCUGAAAGGCAAGGCAUCUGCUGUACAGGCCGGUCUGCACAGUGUUCUUGCGAUGGGGUCGACUGAGGAGCAGACGACGUGGAUUACCCACGCACGCGCCUACCGUGAGAUGGGAAUGACGCGUCGCGCGUAUCAGACGCUCGUGGAUGGGUGCGCUGUGACUGGCAGGAAGGGCAAGCGCAUCUGGGAGGAGCGGCUGCGCUACCUCGCCAAAGAUAACCACACCGGUCGACGCCGCCUGCUUGAGGAAGCCACGACGGCGUGCCCAACGGAGGAGGAGCUCUGGACACAGCUGCUGGGCUGCGUACCACCGCUCGAGCAGGUGCCGUGUCUCCAGCGGGCGGUACUGGCGUGCCCGUCGAGCGAGAAUCUGUGGCUGCGCCUGGUCCACUACGUGCCCUCCUCGCAGGACCAGCGCGCGCUGUUACAGAAAGCGCUGCAGUACACCCCGACGCUGCCGCUGCUGUGGGCACGCCUGGCGCGACUGGAGACGUAUCAGACGGGCAAGGAAAUGUUCCAGGCGGCGGCAGCACGCUAUCCUUCCCUGGCGCUUGUUAUCGAGGCUGCCAAGUACGUGGAGUGGCACAUGCUUGCCCACUACUGGGCCCGCCGAUUCUCCGCCACGAGCACAGCUUCACAACCCGCGGAGGGUCGAGGCUUUCACAUUUUGGAAGCCGGGGAAGGUGAUGCAGGCAGUGCGGCGUCCACAGCGGCGAUGCACGAAGUCAUGCAGAGGGUAGACACGGAGGUGCGUGACCUGGUGCGCACCGCCCAGCGCAACUACCUGAACAUGAGCGAGGCGGGGUCGCGGCACGCCUGGCUCUCACUCGCGCUCUCGCUACUUUACAAAUGCAGCGUAGAGGGCCACGACGAGACGGAGGCGUCGAAUGCGGAUGGGGCAACGUCGGCGGCUUCUCACCCAGCGGGCAGAGCACCCAACGUGCACUUGUACACGGCUGCUCACAUGUUUCUCUGUAUUGUGGACCCUAAUGACAAGAAGGGCGCGGCGAAUGCCAUUCCUGCCACGUGGCUCGAGGACCUUGUGGCCCUUCUCCCUGCUGAUGCGGCGAGCCGACACAGUGUGCAAUGCGUGCUCUGUUACUUGUGGCUGCGGCUGCAGCACCAGCAGCUCGAGUCGAUGGGGGGCUGCAGCAGGGUCGCGGAGACGUUAGCGGUAGUGGAUAGCAGCGCCGUGGCACCGGCCGCCCGAUCUACCGCUACGAUGAUGCCUCGCCACAUUCUACCUGUGUUUGCAUCUGCGGUACUGUCCGCUUCCACCGCUGUUUUGCAGGACGACUUGCCUGCGCUAUUGCGCAGAGACAGCGAGGGCUCAACAGGAGCGGAGGAAGGCGCUUCGCUGUCCUCGACAGUGCGUCAGCCUGUAGUAGCAAGUCCAGUUCUCGCUGCCCCCAGCGAGGGGCGGCGGGUGACAGAGGAGGAAGAGGAGGAAGAGCUUGGGAAGCCACCUGCGACGCCAGCGACCUUUUCGACAACAUGCCCCCCUGUGAAAGCGAAUCGGUCAGACGUUACAUCUGCGCUUCCGCAGCCCCCUCCCUUGGUGUUGAUGCUAGCCUCUCUGCUUGGCAUCAUCACGCACAUCGCUGCCUCAGCAGCUGGCACACUCGCCGGUACCUCGCUCAGCCCCCAGGGUUCGAACGUUCAGCUUAACGCAGCACCUAGCGUCCCUGCUGACACGAGCGCAAGACCGCAGCUCUGCGGGGCAUUGGUGCUUCUUGUUGUUGAAGUGCCACUGGCUGUGUCCGAUGCCCUCUACCGCAGUGGCUGCCCUGCGACAGCCCUCUCUUUUAUCAAUCGGCUUUUGCACACGAUUAGUUCCACCGCGGCUGGGCAGAUCGCUGACGCCCUGCGCCUGUACGUGGCACGCGCUAAAAUGCUGGCUGCCGUCGGCGACACAGCGGAGGCAGAUGCCUGCUUGGUAAGCGCGAUCAACGUAGCUAAGGGUGCUGCCACAACUACUCCGCAGCAUCAGCAGUGUGAAGAGGAGGUGUGGGUGAAGCUUGCCGUGUUGCGCCGCAGUCAAGGACAGUCGAUUGAUGCGCUGCUGGUAGAUGCUCUGCGGCAGUGCCCGCGCUCGCCACGGCUGUGGCUCAUCCGGCUCGAGGAGAGGCGGCGCGCGAUCCAGCAGCGGCAGGACGUGCUAGCGCCGAUCUCGACUGCGGUGUCCGUGGUUGGCCUGCUCCGGCAAGACGAGUCUCUUGCCAGUGACAUUCGCGAGCUUCGCGCGCUGUGCAAUAUGGCGCUCAGUCCUGCGCACUGCCGGACUGUGGCAGCGGUGUGGAUCUUCGUGGCGGCUCGUGUGGAGGCGGAGCUGCUGCAGAACGUAUCGGCGGCGCGGGCGUUGCUGACCGAUGCGCUCUCGGCAUGUGCGCCAGAUCUGCAGAAUACGCACUCGCACGUCUUUGCGCGGGGGGUGUCGGCCCAGGAGCUCGAGCGGCAAGCCAGCGCUGUUGCCCGCAUCGGGGUAACGCAGGUCAUGCUGGACGUGCAGUACGGCACCCCAGGGCAGGCGCUGGAGGUGGUUCAGGAGGUGCUGCAGAAGCUCCCCAAGACGCGUGAGGGGACCUUUGCCAUGGCGCAGGACGAUGCUGUUGGUGAGUUACUAGGACUCUUUAUUUCACUGGAGCCGCCCGUAUCUCGUGGCAGAGCUGCCGCGCAGGUGAUGCGUCAGUGGAAGUCGCGCGAGCCACUCGCCUUGUGUGCGGUGGCGCAGCUGUACUACGCCGCCGGACAGUACGCUCGAGCUCUAGACCAAGCGAAGAAGGCGGUGCAGCUGAGCGAGGGUCGAUGCGGUGACGCUGUGGGAUUACUGUGGCGGAUGGCAGAGGCGCCAGUGAUGCAGCCUCUUGUGCGUGAGGCAAUGUCGGGAAAGACGGGAGAGGACUCUGACCGAGGCGGUGAGUCUGGGAAGCGUUCCGAGGCGCUCGCCGACGCUGCCUCUGUCGAUGAGCUCACAGUGGAAGCUAUUCAGCAGUGGGUGUUCUCCGUCGUGAACUCCAGCGGUGGCACUGGCAUAGGCGGCAGCACCAUCAGCGGCACUGACUGUGCACCGGCGGUGGCGGCUAGCCGCUCGGCUACGCCCCUCGUCGUAGUUCCCAACAGCGGCCCUAUUUGGAUCGCCGUCGCCAAGGCAGAGGACCCCGGCAAUGUGACGCUCCUCGGCUAUCGUCGGCCAGUGGCCGAGAUGCUUCGCGACGUUGCCAAUCGCAUCGCUCUCAAGGGCCCGGAGUCGGCGAGCGCCGUGACUCGCACGUAG
Messenger RNA from Leishmania braziliensis MHOM/BR/75/M2904, 3855 nucleotides. RefSeq lists its product as hypothetical. Gene Ontology annotation, molecular function: protein binding. NCBI's taxonomy places the organism in Eukaryota, Euglenozoa, Kinetoplastea, Trypanosomatida, Trypanosomatidae. Gene Ontology annotation, cellular component: U4/U6 x U5 tri-snRNP complex; catalytic step 2 spliceosome. The transcript has a single exon. The record is from RefSeq and is a predicted model, not a curated record. The coding region runs from base 1 to 3855 and encodes 1284 amino acids. Gene Ontology annotation, biological process: mRNA splicing, via spliceosome; spliceosomal tri-snRNP complex assembly.